UAAAAUAAUAAUCAUUUAUAAAAAAGAUAUUGGUCAAAUCCAAAAGAUCGUAUAUAAAUCUUUGUAUACAAACACGUUCCAAAUACACACACAUAUUCACUCAAGAGUGCUACUACUCCAAAGUAAAGUAAGACAAAAAACAUGCCAAUCACCAGCAACACCUCCCAAAGCUUCAGCAGCUUCGUCAACGGUUGGCUAAUUCGUCACAGGUAUUUCGUCGAACAGCUUACGUGCGCUUCCUCCUUGGCUCUCGAACAUCAACAACAGUCUCUCGUCUCCCACUUCCUCUCCCACUGUCUCCAAUACUACCAAGCGAAAUCCUCCGCCGUCUCCCUCGCCGGCGACAACGUCUUCACCUUCUUCUCCCCUCCUUACUUCACCCCCUACGCCAGGCUCAUCCUCUGGGUCGGCGAUUUCAAGCCUUCCCUCGUCUUCAAACUCACUGACUCCUCCGUGGACGACCUCACGCGCCACCAGAGGGACCGGAUCUCGAGUCUCCGGGUGGAGACGAGGAGGAGGGAGAAGGACGUGAUGAGGGACUUCGCGCUCGUGCAGCAGAGCGUGGCGGAUCCGCCGGUGAUGCUGGCGGCGAGGAGGGUCGGGGCGAGGGGGAUGGUGGACGGGGAGGAGUCGGAUUUGGAGGAGGCGAUGGAGGUGCUUAAGAGCGGGAUGGUGAGGGCGAUGAACGACGCGGAUGAGUUGAGGUGUUCGACGGUGGGGAAAGUGGUGGAGAUUCUUAAUCCGGCUCAGGCGGUUAAGGUGUUGAGAACCAUCGGUGAGCUUCAUCUUCGGUUGAGGGAGUUAGUUGGUUUGGAGAGAGACGAUGAAUGAGUUUGUUUUGCUUCUUGUUCCGACCAAACCAAACAUUGGAGUUCAUUAAUUUUUCAAUUUGGUUCUGUUUUUUUUUUUUUAUUUUGAUCUUCUUACAAGAUUUUGAAGUUUGGGGCAUUUUGUUGUGGUGAUUAAGUGAAGUGUUGUUGUAAUGUUUUAGGUCAGCCGUUGACUCUUUAUCGGCUGCUGCCCAGUUCCCACAGCAGUUGACUGGUGAGGAAAGUCAAUUUGAUGGGAUUUUUUCAUAAGCCUGUCAAAAUGAACUGACAGUGCUCAUUAUCCACACACGCAAAACAAUGUUUUUGGCAUUGAUGUGUAACACACAAAGUCACAAAUAAUAAUGAUGUAAAAGUCUAAGCAGAAUGGAUAGGAAUACAACAACUAGUAAACCAGUACUUCAAUAUAUCUCUGGAU
Molecule: messenger RNA, 1245 nt
Organism: Eruca vesicaria subsp. sativa (arugula)
Lineage: Eukaryota; Viridiplantae; Streptophyta; Magnoliopsida; Brassicales; Brassicaceae
Source: the annotation of a GenBank genome assembly